Lathyrus oleraceus (garden pea) is the source of this 1101-nucleotide messenger RNA. Its product is annotated as probable calcium-binding protein CML16. Lineage: Eukaryota; Viridiplantae; Streptophyta; Magnoliopsida; Fabales; Fabaceae. The transcript has a single exon. Gene Ontology annotation, cellular component: myosin II complex. The record is from RefSeq and is a predicted model, not a curated record. Gene Ontology annotation, molecular function: calcium ion binding. Bases 442 to 927 code for a protein of 161 amino acids.
UCGUUGGUCAAUAUCUAUUCUAUUCACCAAACAAUUUCAAACCCCUAAACUAAACUCACGGACACACACACAUUAAUUAUAGCUAAUACACAUAACUUAAUCUUAAUCCCAAAUUUCACCUUAACAAUUUUUCAACAUCCUUUUCACACGCAAAGGGUGUUCCCAACAACUAAAUUGGUAAACACUAAAACACAUACCCAUUCUCACAUUCUCAUCCCCAUUUCUCAAAUUCAGUUUUCUGUUUAUCAAACAAAAACGCGUUUUCUCUCACAACCCUUUCGACCCAUUCCAAAUCUUCAAUCAAACAUAUCACCAUCAUAACAAAAUCAACACCAUCAUCAUUAUCACCAAACUAACAAAUUUCAAAAUCAUUAAAAGCAAAAACAAUUCUAUCUAUUUAUCCAUCAAAAUUUUCUUUUCCUUAAGCGACAUAUUCAAGCCAUGUCAAUGCUCCAAACCGACGAUCAAAUCAAACAACUAAGCGACAUAUUCAAUCGCUUCGACAUGGACUCCGACGGCAGCCUAACACAUCUCGAGCUCGCCGCGCUCCUCCGCUCGCUCGGCAUCAAACCAACCGGCGACGAACUCCACGCCUUACUCAACAACAUGGACAACAACAACAACGGUUACAUCGAAUUCGACGAGCUCGUUAACGCAAUCAUGCCGGACAUGAACGAGAAUGUUUUAGUCAAUCAAGAACAGCUUCUAGAGGUUUUUCGCUCGUUCGACCGAGACGGUAACGGCUUCAUCACGGCGGCGGAACUCGCCGGAUCAAUGGCAAAGAUGGGACAUCCUUUAACCUAUCACGAACUUGCUAACAUGAUGGCUGAAGCUGAUAGCAAUGGUGAUGGUGUUAUUAGUUUCAAUGAAUUUGCUACUAUGAUGGCUAAAUCCGCAGCUGAUUUUCUUGGUGUUAAGGUACAAUAGAUAUAACAAAAAUUAUCUGUGCACAAAUAUUAGAUCAAGGAGCGUGGGUUGAUUUGUGAAACCUUUUAUUUUAUAUUUUUAAUUGUUUUUUAGGAGAAACAGAUUAAAAAAAUGUUGAAGCAGAAAUGGGAAUUGGAAAAACAUGUAAUUUUGUAGAUAUCUAAUAUAUUUUUU